AUGGGUCUCACGCCAGUCCAUUUCUUCUCCCAUGGGUCUACCAUGAUGCUCGGGGAGAAGAGCAAUUCCGCCGAUUACUGGAGAAAAUGUGGCGACGAGGCUCUGGCGAGGAACAUCAAAGGAGUGGUGAUCAUGGGAGCCCACUGGGAUUGUCUCGGGGACAAAAUCCAGGUUGCAACCAAUCCAAAGCCCGCGAAAAGCCCUGUCGCCUAUGUCGACCCCAAGAAAUAUGUGGACUACGAGCUGAAUCCCGAUCUGGAGACAGCACAGCGAUGCAUCGACAUGCUGGCGCAGGAGGGAUUCAACGUUGACGGCAAUCCCAACUUUGACUGGAUUCACGACGUCUAUCUGAUUCUGAUCCACAUGUUUCCCAACGGCUGUCCUCCGACUACGAUCAUCUCCAUGAACGCCCGCUACGAUCCACACUACCACAUGAAAGUUGGCGCGACCCUGCGCCCCCUGCGCAAGGAGAACUAUCUACUCAUUGGGACGGGCGGCUCGGUUCAUAAUUUGUACCGUAACAAGUGGGCACCGAUGCUUCGGUUCCGUGAUAACUUCGCUAUGGAGACGCCGCCCGAGGACUGGGCCUUGGAAUUCCGCCAGGCGGUGGAAGAUGUCAUCUUGAAGACCUCUGGUCCGCAGCUGCGUCGCGCAAUGACUCGUCUGAUGAAACAUCCUCGGUUCCGUGAUGCACAUGCCACGGAUGAUCAUUUCAUGGCUGCAAUGUUUGUGGCCGGGGCAAUGGGAGAUUUUGAAGAUAGUGGGACGGCUGCCGUCAUGCCGGCGGAGGAUUGGGAGUUGACAAAUAUGUGCAACUCACAGUUUACCCUUGGCUCGUGGAAGGCAGUGGCAGUAUAG
Aspergillus terreus NIH2624 is the source of this 858-nucleotide messenger RNA. RefSeq names its product DODA-type extradiol aromatic ring-opening family dioxygenase. Gene Ontology annotation, molecular function: zinc ion binding; ferrous iron binding; oxidoreductase activity, acting on single donors with incorporation of molecular oxygen. Lineage: Eukaryota; Fungi; Ascomycota; Eurotiomycetes; Eurotiales; Aspergillaceae. The record is from RefSeq and is a predicted model, not a curated record. Bases 1 to 858 code for a protein of 285 amino acids. The transcript has 3 exons.